Messenger RNA from Cyclopterus lumpus (lumpfish), 2319 nucleotides. RefSeq names its product G protein-coupled receptor 185 b (gene gpr185b). Gene Ontology annotation, biological process: G protein-coupled receptor signaling pathway. Gene Ontology annotation, molecular function: G protein-coupled receptor activity. Bases 251 to 1318 code for a protein of 355 amino acids. The record is from RefSeq and is a predicted model, not a curated record. Gene Ontology annotation, cellular component: membrane. The transcript has 2 exons. Lineage: Eukaryota; Metazoa; Chordata; Actinopteri; Perciformes; Cyclopteridae.
AAUGAGGGGCCGAGGAUGUGCAGCGCGAGGACGGAGCCGCGGACAGAAGGCUAAUAACCAUGCCAACCGAGGGAUAUAGCGCGCGCUGGAGAAUGAGAGGGGGGGAAACCCUAGAAGAAGAAGAAGAAGAAAAAGAAGAAGAAAAAGAAAAAGAGGAGGAAGAAAAUAUUUAAAAUAUUGUGUGCGCGUUUAAAGUGGAUAAAGGACAAGAGAGGAUCCUGGUUUCCUACAGGAAAGAAGACAAGCUGCUAUGAUUCUCUCCCUGGCGGCAGCAGCAGCCAUGAGCAGCGGCGGCGGCCUCAACUCCUCCUCCUUCUCCCUCGACCCCUUCGACUCAUCCACCUCCUGGGGCCUCUCCGAGGACCCGUCCAACUCCUCCUCGGAGCCCGACGGGCGAACCCUGACCCCCGACCUCCGGCCGGCGACCACCGCCGUCGCCCUGCAGGAGGUCAACCCCUGGGACGUGGCGCUGUGCGUGACGGGGACGCUCAUCUCCUGCGAGAACGCGCUGGUGAUCGCCGUGCUGUUCUACACGCCGACGCUCCGCGCGCCGAUGUUCGUGCUCAUCGGGUCGCUGGCGGCGGCGGACCUCCUCGCCGGCCUGGGCCUCAUCCUGAACUUCGUCUUCACCUACCUGGUCGACCGCUCGGUGGAGUUCGUGACGCUGCUGUCGGUCGGGCUGCUCAUCUCCGCCUUCUCGGCGUCCGUGCUCAACAUCCUCGCCAUCACGGUGGACCGCUACCUGUCGCUGUACAACGCGCUGACCUACCACACGGAGCGCACGGUCGCCUUCACCUACGCCAUGGUGGCGCUCAUCUGGGCGUCGUGCCUGGCGCUCGGCCUGCUGCCGGCGUUCGGCUGGAACUGCCUGGGCGACGAGUCGGCGUGCAGCGUCUGCCGGCCCGUCACCAAAGCCAACGCCGUGGCGCUCGCCGUGGCCUUCCUGCUCGUCUUCGCCCUGAUGACGCAGCUCUACCUGCAGAUCUGCCGGAUCGCCUUCCGCCACGCGCAGCAGAUCGCCGUGCAGCACCAGUUCGUCGCCAUGUCCACGACCAAAGGCGUGUCCACGCUGUCGGCCAUCCUGUGCGCCUUCGGGGCGUGCUGGCUGCCGUUCGCCACGUACUCCAUCGUGGCCGACUCCAGCUACCCGGCCGUGUACACCUACGCCGCGGUGCUGCCCGCCACCUGCUGCUCCGUGAUCAACCCCAUCAUCUACGCCUUCCGAAACCCGGACAUCCAGAAGUCGCUGUGGAUGGCGUGCUGCGGCUGCGUGCCGUCCAACCUCUCCCUCAGACCCCGGACCUCCAGCGACGUGUAGCGGGGGGAGGUUUGGGUUUUCUGUCCGGCGUGACGCCGAGUUCGGGAUGGAGGGGGAGGGGCUUGUGAGGCGAAAAAGGUUGAGCUCUUCACGUCAGGUGGCCACAGGAGACGGGCCCGAAAGAUGAAUAUAAAUAUUUAAAGAUGGAGAAGGUGGCGUGAAACCAACUCACGGCGUCCUCGUGGACGACGACCCUCCUUUUUUUGGGGGGGGGAGGGGCGGACCAGGAAGCGAGGCCUCCCCCCUCGUCUCAAGAGUAGCAUACGGGGUUCGGGAGGGUGGGGGGGGGGAGGGGAGGGGGUCGGGGGGGAAUAACGUCCCGAAAAACAAAAGCCUCCAACAGGACAUUGGCUUUUUUUUGUUUUUGGGGGGCGGCACUGGUUAUGCAAUCUAAAAAAAUAUACUGCGUGUGGAUACAAAUACGACGAGCUAAAUAUAUACGACGAAUGACCUUGAGUAAAAACUUCCUUCCCUUUUUUAAAAAUACAUUUUUAAACAAAGAUUUUAUUUUUUUUUUCUCCCUUCGAGUCGCCGAUAAAAUUUGCCGACGAAAUGUGUCACGAUACACAGAGAGAGAGAGAGAGAGAGAGAGACUGACUCCUCCCCCACAAAAAACACUCUACUCUAAAUCCACCCGGUUCCUAAAACCUAGAGAGGGGGUUCUCCACAUGAUAGAGAGAGAGAGAGAGAGAGAGAGAGAGAGAGAGAGAGAGAGAGAGAGAGAGAGAGAGAGAGAGAGAGAGAGAGAGAGAGAGAUGGAUUCAGCACCAAGGACAGCGCCCUGGGAACGCUCUCUGCUGAGGGGAAAGUAGGCUACGCUGUUCCCCUCAGCAUCUCGAUAGGGAACGAGCUUUAAAAGGCCAUUCCAGCUCAUGAUUGAUGCUACAUUAUAUAUAUAUACACACAUGUAUAUAUAGAUACACAUGUAUCUAUAGAUAUACAUGUAUGAUGGUAUUUUUUAAGUCAAGGCAAAUGGAGAUUAUUACGUUUCUAAUCGAGGU